AUGGAAAAGUGGAACCCAAAACGAAUUAUUCAAAAGUUUAAAAAGACAAAAAUGGAAAAACUCGCUGAGAAAAUUGGAGUUGAACCUUUGGCUCUGCCAACUUACCUACAAAACGAAGAUACCGCUGCAUUGAUACUUAAAGCUACAAAACAAAUGAAUGUUGAUGAUUCCGCCAUUUUUAUUCAGUGGAGCAAUGCCGGAUUUAACGACACCGCUGUGGCAAAUUGUCGUAAUGGUGUCGCUGGCCAGAAUCAAACCGCUAUUAUUAAUUACAUCGUAGGUAGUGGUGGAAGUAAUUUUAAUGAUCUAAACACCAUGUUCUUGUUUAGAAAUAAUUUUGCAAUUGCUAGAUGUCAAUAUAGUUUUCCUCUAUGGACCUAUCAUCAAGAGGGAGUUCCGGACGUUUGUCAUUCUAUUUGCAGAAUUAACAAGUUAUCAGCUUCCGGUAGAAUCAAUUAUGAACCGUUUGAUUAUCCUUUUGUGGUGUAA
This is a messenger RNA of Funneliformis geosporum, 489 nucleotides long. NCBI's taxonomy places the organism in Eukaryota, Fungi, Glomeromycota, Glomeromycetes, Glomerales, Glomeraceae. The record is from the annotation of a GenBank genome assembly.